GUAACAUACUAUAAUUAUGAAAGUCUUUGUAGUGCUAGCAUUAGCAUUAGCUUGCGUUUCAGCAGCUUCUAUACCCGAAACUCUUAAUUCUCUUAAGGCCGCAAACAGCGCUAAAGUUAUUGAAGGCCGUAUCACUAAUGGACAUGAAGCUUUUCCCGGUCUGUUGCCUUACCAAGUUGGCUUAUCGCUAAAUUCAUCAAGUGGAUAUACUUGGUGUGGUGGUUCUUUAAUUACCAAUGAAUGGGUAUUGACUGCUGCUCAUUGCACUGAUGGCGCCAACAUUGUAACCGUUUAUUUGGGAAGCACUGUUCUCAGUGUUGCCCAAAUUGUUUACACUGUCAGCUCUAGCUACAUUAUUCAACAUUCUGAAUAUAACCCACAAACGUUUGCUAAUGAUCUGUCUUUGAUCAGAAUUCCUAAAGUUACAUAUACCGAGGAAAUUCAACCUAUUAGCUUGCCAGCUAUUUCUAACGCCUAUCCAACCUAUGUUGAUGAAUAUGCCAUUGCAUCAGGUUGGGGUAAAGAACAUGAUAAUAGUGGAGUUGCAACGACAUUGAAUUAUGCGUAUCUUCUUGUUGUUGAUAAUGAUGUGUGCGCUCAAUAUUAUGGCAACUCGCUUGUUACUGACAAAACAGUUUGUGUUGCAACGACUAACGGUGCCACCACUUGCCAUGGUGAUUCUGGCGGCCCAUUAGUUUUGAACAAUCAACUUAUUGGUGUAGCAUCGUUUGGUUCUUUAGAUGGUUGUCAAUUAGAUAUUCCAGUUGGAUUUGUCCGUGUAAACAGUUACUUGGCCUGGAUCCAGUAUGUCACUGGCUAUCUUACUAAUUAAUUUAAUUAAACUUUUAAAACUAUAUAAUAUUUGUAAAAAUGAUAUUAAAGUAUUAUAGAAUAAAAUUAUUAAAUUUCUUAAAUA
Calliphora vicina (urban bluebottle blowfly) is the source of this 916-nucleotide messenger RNA. RefSeq names its product collagenase-like. The transcript is spliced from 2 exons. Gene Ontology annotation, biological process: proteolysis. NCBI's taxonomy places the organism in Eukaryota, Metazoa, Arthropoda, Insecta, Diptera, Calliphoridae. The record is from RefSeq and is a predicted model, not a curated record. Gene Ontology annotation, molecular function: serine-type endopeptidase activity. The coding region runs from base 17 to 832 and encodes 271 amino acids.